This is a messenger RNA of Torulaspora globosa, 3108 nucleotides long. RefSeq names its product Arf family guanine nucleotide exchange factor SYT1 (gene SYT1). The transcript has a single exon. NCBI's taxonomy places the organism in Eukaryota, Fungi, Ascomycota, Saccharomycetes, Saccharomycetales, Saccharomycetaceae. Bases 1 to 3108 code for a protein of 1035 amino acids. Gene Ontology annotation, biological process: regulation of ARF protein signal transduction. The record is from RefSeq and is a predicted model, not a curated record. Gene Ontology annotation, molecular function: guanyl-nucleotide exchange factor activity.
AUGAAUCAAUCAUUAGCGAUGUUGAUGAAGCUGAAGCUGUUUCAGGCAGGUCAUCCGGAUAGCUCUGAUGAGAGAGAUUUCCCGAUAGGCCAUAAGAAGGACAAGAAGCACAAACUUUGGGGCAAAUCAAGACUUGGUGGACACAAUGGCAAGAGUUUACCGGAAUUGUCCAGUGGAAUUACACAUGAAUCACCGCAGUUGAAAUCUAUUGGCGAAGAAGAGAGCUCAAAAGCUCGCAAGAGCGAACUGGAUCCAGAGGGAAGCCAGGAUGGGAAUCUCAGUACACAGGGCUCUGGAAGAAGAAAUGGGAAAUUACGAAAUCUGAAGCAUAAAAUCAGCUUGCAUGAUAUCAAGUCUUUCAGAUCAUCCUCUUCGCAAAGUGUCAAGCAGGCAGAUGCCGACCAGAAAGGACGGCCUCGCAGCUCUGGGGACGACGAAUCGAGCCACGCGCUAGACAACGAGAUGACUAAACGAGGAAAUGGCGAAGUUGCCCGCGCUCCUAUGUAUUCUACUAGCUCGGUUUGGUCUGCGAGGUCUCCAAGUUCUGCUGCGAAGACCGAGUACCACGGUCACACUUCCACGGCAUCGUCGGUUCGCUUUUCAAGCAACAUAACUAGCAGCAGGUCACACGCGUCGAUUGCAUUCCAUCAUUCAAGAAGCGGUUCCAUGGAGGUCAAAGGCUCGAAGAUCAGAUCAGCGCCGAUGGGCCGCCGGAGAAGUCGGACGGUUGGUGGUUCUGACUGCGUGGAACCAAAUAAACAUACUCCACUGGCUGGAGCGACGGGUAGCGACUUUAUGUCAUCUAUCACCUCCCAUCUGGGAAGAUCCCGCAGCAGCUCCCAAGCUAGCAGGUCGCCGCUUAUAAGCUCACAAAGCAAUUCGCAUAUACAAUUUCCUAAUACUGCCGCGGUGCGUGCAGCGACGCCACCAACGCCGCCCAGAUUAUCGAACGGUACUAUCCCGUUCCCCACGGCUGGUUCUCAGCAAGCAAUGAGCCAGCAAUCUAUAUCAAGGAGAAGCAGCUCAUUGGUUAAUGCAUUCAAUAGCUUUGUCAACUUGAGGUCAUCCAGCGCAUCCUCGAUGAAAGGCCCCUCCGUCAAAACACUCACUCCCAAAUUUGACAUUUCUCUGGAUGAUUUCUCAGAACCUCCAGAGCCUACGCCGGAUGAAUCGCCAAAAGAAUAUUUACUCAAGUUGGGGCAGUUUGGUAAAUUUAUCGGGAUUAUUCUUUGUAGCGAGAAUGAUCCAUUCAAACUGCAGUCAUUGAAGUACUUUCUAACCCAUUACUUCGAUUUUAAUCAUGAUCCCCUGGAUAUAUCACUGCGAAAGCUGCUGAUGUUUUUGGACUUGCCAAAAGAGACCCAGCAGAUUGACAGGCUGCUCUCCGUCUUCAGUCAAGUUUACUACGAAGUGCAACUGGCAACCGAGGCUUUUUGUCCUUGGAGUAACAGCGAUCAAGUAUACUUCGUGGCUUUCUCUCUCUUAAUGUUACACACCGAUUAUUUCAAUCCAAGAAACCGAUUCAAGAUGACGAAAUGUGAGUUCAUUGGCUUAGUUCAUGAUGAUCAGCAGUCAGACGGUUUCAAAAUACCCAAAGAGAUACUUGCAUACUAUUAUGAUAACAUUGUCGCUAAGGAAUCGCCAAAAUUCGAUUUUUUUUCUGUUCAGCAACCAUUAAACAGCUCUGACGUUCGAGCUCAGAACGAGACUUCGGGGUCUCACUCCUCGCCCGUUUAUUCCCCUAUUGAAAUCAUCAAUGCAGCUGGAUCACUGGCAUAUCAAGAUCAAAUCCCCGUGACCUACGCAUCGCGUGGUCGCGUCUCUUCGAAUUCCUAUUCCUCGUAUUUUCCCCAUGUUCCAAUCUCAACUUCAAGCAGCAGUGCUUCAGUUUUACAAGAUGAUGUCGAUAUAUACUCGCAUAUCUUAGAAAAUUCUCUUUCCGAAAUGGAUAUGAGUGGCGAGGUUAACAGAUACUGGGACGACAAUUGCAUUUCACGGCCGUUGACUAGUGCUAACAACAGAUAUGCCAAAUAUUUUUCAAUCCUGAAAGAGAUAAAGGGCGGCUAUCUGAAGAUACGCAAAGACCUUGUGGCAAGAAUUGCAUUACCAAAUUUUGAGAUCUUAAACGAAUCUGACGACGAUUAUAGGUACCUGAAGAUUAUUCAGAUGGGUGAAAUUCAACACCUUACUAUCAAUAAGAAGUUUUCCAUUGUUGGAGCAGUGCAUAAGAUUUCAUGGAAGAAAGAGUACGCGAUUCUUACUCCCUCUGGGCUACUGAUAUUUGAUUGCAUGGAUUGGGUCAGUCCUGACCUUGUGAAGGAUGAAAAAACAGGCACAUCUAAUUAUAUUAUUGAGUACAAAUGUGACGCCCCUAUUAUAUCUGAGUCUCCGAUUUGCUGUAAUGGGCUUCUCGCUAUUCGAAAAGAGGAUGAAAUGGCCAAAACUGGCAUCUUUUAUUGCCAAACGGCCGAUGAGCAUAACCUCGACGCUGAGUUGGCAGAUAUCCCAGCAGAUUGCAUAAUGCAUCUGCAUGGCUCGCAAAAGGUUAACGUCUGGAAAUGUUCCGGUCAAUAUGAGCGGGACAAUUGGAUCGAUGCGAUUAACUUAAUGGCCGCAUACGAUGGUUGCUACUACAAGCCAGGUUCUUUGGACAAUAGCAUUAUGACCCUGAGAAAGCAUUCCAUGAAAGAACGGAUAAGCAAGCUGGAACAUUCAACUGAGGAGAAAGCUGCCAAGCUGCGAGAACUGCAAACAGUGAUGCCGCUUUAUCGCCAAUGUAUGCCUCUAAGCUAUAAAACUAGAAAUGAAUUGACGGCCCAUAUCAAACAGCUGGCUGUAAGAAUGGACUGGCUAGUUUAUGAAACAAAACGAAAUGAAGUGUAUUUGGAUGUCAUUCGGCAAGUAGAUGCCAGCUUCCAACUAUGUCUGAACAAAGCUUCCGAAGCAGAAGAUUUUGACUCGCGUAACAACGUUAAUUCGAUCCAUGAAAGCUUUAUUUUCAGUGAGGAACUGAUACCAGCACGUCACGCUGAAGACAGCUCAAAGUUCAACGACAGUUUGGAGAUCGAUACCAAUGACUUCUUUCUGGAAGGUUAUAAUGAUAGGUGA